Molecule: messenger RNA, 1012 nt
Organism: Gloeophyllum trabeum ATCC 11539
Lineage: Eukaryota; Fungi; Basidiomycota; Agaricomycetes; Gloeophyllales; Gloeophyllaceae
Exons: 4
Coding region: 29-1012 (327 amino acids)
Source: RefSeq, a predicted model, not a curated record
CCUGGAUGAUAAUCAUCGAAGACGGGCAAUGCAGCCAUACAAGCCAUUUCCAGAGGUCAGGCAUCCAACGAUGGUACAAACAGCCCUGGGACACAGCGAACGAGGUGGACUCGCUGCGAAUGACUCGGAAGCAGUAUCGAAUGGUGGACCGCCCCCGAUUCAACAUCGAGCAAGGACUUACCAGGCCUUCCCGGGUGCCCAAUAUAUUCUCCCCUGCGAUGAAGAGGAGCAGGCACGGCUGGAGCUGCAACAUAGGGUCCUGCAAAGAGCGAUUGGCGGCAGGCUGGUGAUACCUCCUCUUACCCUUCAACCGGGCGACCACGUCCUUGACUGCGGUACCGGAUCAGGGAUUUGGUUGUUGGACUUGGCCAGUCAGGAAUCCCCGGACAUUGUUUUCCGGGGUAUUGACAUCGAGUCAAGGCUCUUCCCAGUGGUCAAGCCGCCAAACGUAACGUUCUCCGUGGGGACGACAACGCAACUUCCAGCUGAAUGGGACAACCAGUUUAAGCUGGUCAACCAAAGGCUCCUUAUAGCCGCACUAACUUCGUCCGAGUGGCCGCGCGUGCUGAAAGAGGUUCGGCGUACUCUGGUCUCUGGAGGAUGGGUGCAACUUCUUGAGGCGAAGCGCUGGGGGGCGGAGGAUGGGCAAUGGAGCGCAAAGCACAGAAAACUGCUUAACGAACUCUUUGCCGCAAAGCGAUUGGUCAUAGACUGCUCAGUUCAACUGCCCCAUUUCCUCAAGGAAGCCGGAUUCGGAAACGUGCAUGUCGAAGAGUACAGGAUCCCGGCGGGGAGUUGGGCAGGCACAGUAGGGAUCGAGACAAGAGACAAUUUCAUUGGGGUAUUCCGCGGGAUGAAGACGCCGAUCCUCAAUGCAGGCGGUUUUGGAUAUGUCACAACGGAGGACGAAUAUGACCAAUGGAUGACCAAUAUGGCUGAGGAAUGGGACACUAUGGAAGGUACCACAGUCGACAUCUGUGUUUGCUUUGCUCAGAAGAUGUCUCAGGAGUAG